AUGCCACCUGCCAAACGACACGCCUCCGCUUCCACUGUGAGCUCCCCUCUAUCGAAUCCGCCGGGUGUCGCCGAGCCGCCAGCCAACCCUCCUGUGAUUGCGCCGGCCAAGUCGCCUGCCAAGUCACCAACCAAGACGUCUGUCCAGUCACCAACCAAGACACCGGCCAAGGCGCCGGCCAAGUUGCCCACACAAGCUGCUGCUAAGGCCCAGACGCCAAGAAAUAAACGUGCGAGUAAAGAGGUUGCUGCGUUUCCUGUACCGUCACUACGUCCUGUGCGUUCGUGUACUGUACGUGCAGAAGAAGUGGACAUAUCUGUUGGUGAUGACCGUCUAAACCCUGGCGACGAGGACGACUUUCAAGUCGAUGAAGGCGAUGAGUCUGAUGUUGAAGGUACAAGUGAAAGCUCAGCCUGUGGUGUAGUGAUUUCCAAGUAA
Molecule: messenger RNA, 438 nt
Organism: Phytophthora nicotianae INRA-310
Lineage: Eukaryota; Oomycota; Peronosporomycetes; Peronosporales; Peronosporaceae
Exons: 1
Coding region: 1-438 (145 amino acids)
Source: RefSeq, a predicted model, not a curated record